This is a messenger RNA of Pangasianodon hypophthalmus (striped catfish), 1812 nucleotides long. RefSeq lists its product as uncharacterized. The record is from RefSeq and is a predicted model, not a curated record. The transcript has 7 exons. Lineage: Eukaryota; Metazoa; Chordata; Actinopteri; Siluriformes; Pangasiidae. The coding region runs from base 176 to 1693 and encodes 505 amino acids.
UCGGAUUCCGAGUCGUCAAGCGCGUCCUGAUUGUUUUUGUUUACUUUCGGAAUGAAUUGCAUCGUCCAUCUCAAUCCAAACAUUACAAACGCGAAGGCUCCAUCAUGCGAGACUAAUCUACACUUACUGAGGGGUUUAAAUCAAACCGCAGUCCGCGCUGACACUCUGUAUAAAAAUGUUGGCACCCUCUGAUGUGGAGAGACCGAGAGGAAGCCCUAAGCGCGCUCCCGCCCUCGGGCCUUUCCCGAGAUCGAUAUGGAUCCAUCCAGACAUUCCCGAGGACGAGCUGGAUAGAGUGUGCUUUAGAAUAUGGAGACGCUCGGUUCUGGCCCAGAGGGGCAUAUGGCCACACUUAGCAGAAAACGUCCCCAGGUUUAUGCACGACCCGCUGAUGAUGGACAUCAACAGCAUCAGCAGACAAAAGCGACCUGAGGAGAUCUUAGCUGGAAUGCUAGUGAGGCAGUAUGAGUUGGAGGAGUGGACCUUGUUGAUCAAGAGAGAAAAGGGCCAGAUGCCUCAGCAUCAGAGUGAUACCAUGGCUCCUGACCCUGGCAUUCUAGAUGAGACCAUCAUAAGUGUUACGGAGGCCAACCAAAGAAAAAUUGAAAGGUUUCUGAAGGAUGUCCUUAUCCCAGAUCAUGACAAGAAGAAGGAGGCUAGCUUUGAUAGUCUGUCAAUGGAGGAUUUCCCCCCACUGCCCAGCGCUGCUGCACCAUGGAACCGUGCUCAGAGAGAUCAGGCCAAAAAAGACAAGAAGAAGAAGGCUAGCUUUGAUAAUAUCCCAAAAGAGGAUUCCCCCCCACUGCCUAGCGCUGCCGCACCAUGGAAUCGUGCUCAGAGUGAUCAUGCUAAAAAAGAGAUUUCCUCGAUCCAGGCAUCAUCUUCCAAAAGCCAGGUAUUUAAUCACCUGACAGAUCCAAAUCCAAGAAGGAACAAAAGGUUGCCAAAGAACCAGAAGUUCAAGCCUGUGACACCCACCAAAUCAGCAAUAAUGGAGGAGAUUGAAGAACUCCAGGUCUCAAAGAACCGUAAUGAGCUGUGUAUCCAGCCGUCAGAUCCAAGCCAAAGAGGAGAUGUUACAGAGCCAGCAAAAGUGAAAGUGUCUGCUGAAGAAGCCAUGUCUGAUGGUGGAGGUGGACUGCCGGGCAUGAGUGCAGAUGGUGCCCAUGCACCACACAACCCAGCUGGCACUGACACUGAGAGCAUGAGGAAGGCAGCUGGCACUGCUAAAAAUGCCAAAAACCACCUCUUCCAGGAGGAUACCACAGUGCCGUGGUGGAAGACCCCGGGUUCAGCCAGUCAUAAAGGUGCACCAGAAGGACAUAUGGCCAGAGUCCAGGAAGUUGAGUUGGGGAACAGCAGCAGGUCUAUCCCACGGAAUGUGGCAUUUCCAGUGCCACAGGCUUAUGUUCCUAGCCCUUGCAAGCCUUACCCAGGUUAUCCUGCUCCCCGGCUGCCCAUGCAUCACCCACCUGGCUUUGUCCAGCCUCAGAUAAACCCAGUGAUGGCCUAUGCACUACUCAUCUGUGGCAUGUUGCCACCAGUGCCUCCCUUCCAGAACUUCCACAUGCCCACCAAUUCCUACUGGCAGCCCCCUUCACUCCACCACAGUGGCAAUUUCCCAGGCUUUGUGACUUCACAGGUGGCAAAGAGACAGCAUUUCCCCGGCUCACCAAACAGAAACAUUGAUUAGCCUUCUUCUUUGGGGAAAACAUUGCAUCCAGGCCUUUGUCACCAAGAAGGAAAGCCAGCAGUGUGUAAGACCAGCUCCUGCUGCAGACUACAAUAGCUAUGCAGCUGUUCCUUUUCUAG